AGUCACGCAGUCAUGCUUGACUAGAUCGACGUAACUAGGAAAAUAACAAAGAAUAGCCGUCGCUGGGAAACCUACAUCAUUAGAUUGCAAGGAGAAAGGAUUUCCAAAAUGGCAAAAGAGCUGCUUGUGAAAUUAUGGGACUUUCGACCGAUUUUCUACGCUGUGAUAACCCGUGUUUUGUUCUUUAUACAUGGAUUUCUGUCUGUGUGGCUUCUAGCACACUGUUUGAAUAAGAUUGAGUUCUGGGCAACCAUUUUGGGCAUUGUUCUGUUGUUCUUCGAAAUGGUUUACACGUUACUUGCUCGCAAAGGACAAGAAUACAAGUAGUAAGUAUUGAAAGUAACGCCUCCUGGUGGAUUUUAUUCAUCUCACAAGGCUGUGUUUCAAAAAUUCAAACUAAAUGGAAACAUAGAUUAAUAGUAUCUGACAACUUAACAUACAUGUAUGUACUUUAACACUGCUUUUAAGCUUUCCACGAUCAUGAAGACGUAAGUCAGCUUAACUGGAUUGGACUCGUGAUACGCUGAUACUCGUUCGCACCGUCGUAGCACAGAGCCGAGGUUUUCUCUUUUUUUUUUUUUUAAUUCUUCGUAAAUCUUACCUUUGACAGCCAGUGACCUCUUACCUACUUACUUGUUUGCAAUUAGACCACAUAACUGAUGCAACUCAAAAACAGGAUCAUGGUGUAGUAAGAAUCGUUCUUGAUGUCAUUUUCCUGCAUCAGUUAAUGAUUAUCAAAGGGUUAAAUGAAAAAAUAUGAUAGCGUAAGAAAAAAAAUAAUAAAGAAGAAAUAUAAACCCAAACACUUGUAAAGAAGUGAACAGCACAUUCAUUAUAUUAUGUACAUCGUAGAUCACACUCAUUUCAUUUUCCAUUGGGAGUGAAAAAUGUAGUGCUAGUAAAGGGCAAAGAGAAAUUUCCCAGAGACCUACUAUGACAGAAAUAAGAAUGAGCUCUCUUUCCAUUUCAUUAAGUAUACAUACAAAAUUUAGCCAUGUUGGUUACAUACAUGUAAAAAACAUGACUGUGCUUUAUCAAACACACCAAUAACAACAAACUAAGCAAUACAUAAACUUUUGAUUUUGUGGCUGACAAAGACUAGCAGUAAUAGCAGCAGAAACAUUGUGAUCAAUACAAGAUUGGUUAGCCUGACUCUUACAUAAUGAGACGAAUGAUUGACCGUUCAUUUAUUGCUAAAAAACCAAGAUGAACAUCAACAUUUUCUGUAAAAUGUUAAGACCAUGUCCACGUUCUGAACCUUAGAAAUGACUGUUUUAACAAUUGAUCAGUCUUAAGCUGAUUUGAGCAGUAAUGCACUGGUGCAGAGUUAAACAUACUGCAUGCAAAUUGCAAAUUAUGAUCUAAUGCAAUUUUUCAAGAACACAUUUUCUUUCUUCCAGUUUUUGGCCAAGCUGUUUCUUCUACAUGUCUACAAUGAUUCCAGUGAUAUGGAUUUUAGAAAUAGAUCUUCUAAAACAGCGUGUAGAUCCAACACAGCCACCAAGGGUAAAUGGAACUGUACAAUCUCAAGAGAAUAUUCCUGGGGUAAGUUUUUUUUCCACACGGUCCAGUUGUUCCUUCAAGAAACAUUGGCUGAAUAACGUGCUUGAAUAUUCUGUUGAAUGUAGAGCAAGGAAAAGAAAAUGAAAUUAUUGUUUCCUAAAAAGCAUGCUCUGUAAGGUAUUUCUCAAACAGGCUAUGCAAGGGCUGGUCCAGGAAUGUUUGAAGAGAGGGCAGGAGGGAAGUUGGAAGUGUUUCCUAAAUUUGAGUCAGAAAACACUUCUAAAACGUUAAGUGAUAUUUCAGUAUGUGUAAAUUUUAAAUACUUCAAGUUGAGUUGUAAUGGGCAAUCCUGUUGUUGUGAGAAUUUUGGUUUCAGAUGAGUGUUGACUAUCAACAAUAAAAAUACCAACAGGUCUGAUGGGAGAAAGGGGGAGAGGGGGGGGGAAGAAGGGGUCUAAAAAAGUGAAAUUUUACUCAUUCUGCGACAACUGCAUAAUGUAAUUGCAAUUCAAAUUGGAUGUGCAUUUGUUUUCUUUCAGCCAUACAUUUUACUACUAAGUGAGAAUCAUGAAGAAAACAGUUUUAGAGCUGUAUCCUCUCGCAGGCAUUCCUUCCCAGAUCCUUACAAUGAAUGGCUUUUGCUGUGCUUGUACUCAAACACAAAUUUAGCUUUUUGGUCUCUGUUCUCUUUGCCUGCUGUUCAUGCUAGCUUGCUUUUCCAGCUGAAAACCUCCAUUCUCUGCCUUCACAGCUGCUUUAAUUGAGAGAAAAUACAGUUAAUGUCAUUAAAUGUACCCAUUCUCUGAAUGUUGUGUGAAGAAAAUUUGUGAAAAAUAACAUGUCCCUUUCUUUCAAGUGUUUAUUUUUUAAAUAUGGUAAUUUUUUAAUUUGCAGUGUCUUGGAAAUGUGGGUACAUCAACACUAGCCAAACAGAUAUGUGAACUGGGUCUGAUCAUUGGAAUAAUCAUUGGAAGAUGGCUUCUACCAAGAGGUGAGAUUACCCGUGACCAGCUGUCAGCUCUUUUAUUGGGUUAUGUUGGCACUGCAGCAGACAUUCUUGAAUUAUUUGAAGUCCUUCAAGAAGAUGUUGUUCAAGCUGAGAAGUCAGUGACAUUUGCAGUGCUAGGUGUGUAUACAUGGAGCUUGUUACAGUUUUGUCUUGUCACCACAGCCACAACUGGAAAGAACAACCAGAUAAGGAUCACAAACAACAAGGUGGGUUGACUGUGCACUCAACAUCAGGGAGGGUUUGAAGUGAAAAUGUAAUAACAUAGUUAAUUCAGUCCUGAAAUAAUUUCCAUCAGAUAUCUCAGGAAUACAAUGUGCUUGUUCUUACCUCUUGGCUGCCAGUAAACAAACUUUCCAUAUAAUAUUUAAUUUGACACACUUUCAAGCAUGCAUAACAUCCAGGGGAUCAUAGCCCAGGACUUGGUAGCUAAAACUCUUUGGUCAUUGACAUGUAGUUGGAAAAUAAAUUUCUAGAACUGAGGUGUAAAAAGGUUAUUUUUUAUACAAAGGUAGAUUGUUUUGCUGUGGAAAACUAGAUUGACCCGAUUGCUCAGUCAAAGUUUCCUUAAAAGUUAAGAUUUCAAGUGUACCAGUAUACCUUAUUUUGCAAAUCUCUUUCUUUGAAAAUAACAGUCUGGGACAAACUUUGCUUGGACUUUGGUAAAAACAUGUAAUUUUGACCUUCCAGCAAGACCAACAAAACAUGUCACAGCACUCCUCUUUUUAAGGUUAGAUAUUACAAGAGUGCAGCAUCCUGUUACUGAAAAUUUAUUCAUUCAACAUCACACCAUCACAGUGAAGGGAGAAGCAAAAUUAGGAACAGAAAAGAAAUAACUCACAAUCAGAUUAGGGUUCAUAGAGUAUUUGUCUUCAGUUGCUUGUCAUUUCAAACAUAAUCUAUUCCAUCAAUUGCUAAAAGGAACAACAUUCGGAAUACAAGCUAAGAAUAUGGUUUAUUGUUAUUAUAGUUCGUAUUCUAUCAGUUUUGAUUCAAAUCCUUUGAACUUUGGAAUUUGAAUUAAACUUUUCAGGUAGUAUGUGUAUCAAAAUGAAGGGAGAAAGUUUUUAAAAGAUACUUUGAUUCUGCAUUGGUAGGGGGUGUAGCAAGAAAAUGUUCUUUUUAUCCACUGAGUUGAUAAUGUAAUUUUGCCAUUGUAAAGUGUUUCUAAAGCUGCUGUUUUGAGCGUUUGCACUUCUUCAUGCCCUUUAAGAGUUAAUGCUCAAAACAUCAGUUCUUAAAGGUGGCAAAUUUACUUUAUCAGCUCAGUUGGUAAAACCAAAUUAUCUAGUAUGUUUAUGUGUGUACUAUUAUUUGGAACACUUAUCACAACCAUGUCAAAAAAAUUGUUUCCAGGUUUCACCUGAUGAUGUCAUAAACAGGAAAAUAAGUCUCCAUAGGUAUGAAAAACAAGAAGAUCUCAAGGAGAGAUACAUUCAGAGAUUACAGAUGAAACGUCGCCAAACAGAAAUGAAUGUCUUGCGUGGAAAGGGAUACAAAGGUGAAAAGAAGGAAAAGAAAAUUUACCCAAUUACAACUGCCAGGGGAGAGGUAAAAGAGAUCUCUCGGCGAGAAAUGCUGCUUCAUGGUGACAUAUUUGGCAUCCUGACUGGCAUCUUCAUGCAAGAUGGACCAUUUUUGAUCCUGCGACUACUAUUGAUAAUCAAUUACCAAGUAUACAGUGAGAUGCAUAUUUUCUUCACAUGUAAGAAUGCCAUUGCUUUGAGUCUGCUGGUGUAUAGAUUGUGUAUUCUGACCUGUACUGGUGAAGAUGAGGAAGACCUUGAACACGAGGAACAAGAAUCCAGGUUACAAAAUGUCCAACAAGCAGUUUUAAGUGAGAACUUUAAGAAGGCAGGUGCCAUACAACUGGCAGGUUGAUGGCAGUAAUUCUUUCUACUGCUGUUUAAUGUGGCUUUGGUACAUGUACAUGCUUUACUGAAUCAUAGCCAUCCACAAUAUUUUAAAAGCAUGGUUAUGCCUUAAUUUUUCUUUCUUUUUACAAAAAAGAGUUGCUGAGAAGUAUGUAUAAACACCUGCAAACACUUUAUUUGUAGGAUAAAAGUAGACAAUCCUGAGUAGAAAGGAAUUGCCUGUUUGGGUGAUCAAUAAGAACACAAGGGAAAAAAAAUAAUCGUCGAAGUUAUUAGUGCUCAGAUACGCCAUUUUAAAUUAAAUGUUGAUUGCUGUUGAUUCAACAUCACAUUGAUGUGUAUACAAAAGAGCCACAAUGAACCUGUUGGAGUCAUUAAAAGUUACUCAUUUGCUGUUUGUUGGCUUGUUUUAACUUGACAAAGCACCAAACUGUAUUUAGCCUAUUUAAUGAACAGACAAUUACUGUACCUUGGCAUGAAUGUUACCUUUGUAUGAGGUAGCAAAUGAAUAAUCUGUACAGGACAUUUCAAACUAAUAUAAACGUGAACGCAAAUUAAAUACUCACUGUAUCAUAAAAGACUGUGAACACUACUCAAACUACAAGAACUAUGUUGAAUUUAAUAGGUUUUUAACCAUUUCACUUGUUGGCUUUUGUUUUGAUGAUCAUUUUGUUAAUGAUUAAAAAUAAUUUAGAUCAGCUUUUUUCAAACGGUAUUGUUGACUGUGAAACUCCCUUGUAAAUAGUUAUUUAUUUCAACUUAUGAUCUAUUGAAAGUUAAAUUAAAGUUCUUCUGUAUCCUUUACUUGAUUUGCCUGCAAGCUUCUCUGUUAGUGUUUACAAUUUUUUUUGUAACUAUUGUGCGCUAGGACUAGUAAAAAUUUUAUCUGGUUAUUUUUAGAAGGUUUGUAAGUCAUGCUUUGUUUGAUUUGACAGGAGAGGAAAAUAUGUUUACUUCAGUUUGUAGUAUUGAGCUUCUGAAAGACAAGACAAAAACACUAUUAUACAUGCUUAAUAUCUCAUAUUUUUUGAUACUUAAGACAACUGAUAAAAACAAGGUAUUUUGUAGUGAAAUGGAGAUAGUUGUGUGUGGAAUUUUUUCCAUGAUUAGAACAUGCCUUUGAGAGGUAUUCAGAUAACAUUUUAUUUAAUGAAUCUUAAAAUCUAAGUAAAGGUGGACUUAUAACCUUGUAUAUGGUGUCAAGGAUUUGCAAGCAAUAUCACAAUAAAUACCUGCUUUCAUCAACAAGUUACACUUGAAAAAUAAGCACAGGUUUCAAUUAGUUCUUGUCUGCAAUUGACAUCAACCACAUGCUUUAAAGGCUUCACAUAUCCUUUAUAUGCUCUAAGUUACCUAAAGAAUGAACUAGAAGUUUCUAGCCAAAUUGCCUAAACCUAUUAAUGGAGGAAGUGAUGCUUAUUGUAGAGAUG
Pocillopora meandrina is the source of this 5813-nucleotide messenger RNA. The record is from the annotation of a GenBank genome assembly. NCBI's taxonomy places the organism in Eukaryota, Metazoa, Cnidaria, Anthozoa, Scleractinia, Pocilloporidae.